AUGGAUGCCAUGGAGGAGCAGAAGCGCAUAGCUGCAGAGGAAGCUAAGGAGAAGGAGCGUGAGCGGGAGCGGGAAAGGAAGAAGAAGGAGGCGGAAGAGCAGGCGAAGAAGGACUUGGAAGUGGCUCAAAGGCAAGCCGCUGCCAUUGAAGCAGAGAGGAAACGCAAGCGAGAGGCUGCGCAAGAGCUGAUCACCAGCAUGCUCGAUCAAAGUGUUGAGCCGGUGCCCAAGCCAGAGGUCGCGGCGGAAGACAAAGCGAUUGAUGGGGAGGCUGCAAGGCUGGAAAGGAAGGCCAAGCUCCUGAAGCAAGCGGAGGAGCUGAGGCAGCAACAAGAGCAGCUGAAGCAAAAGAAGGCAGAGGAAGAGGUUGCAAGGCGUCAGCGCAUGCGCGAGCGUCGGGCCGCGAGAGCUGCGGACGUGGCCGUCGUGCUGGACUGA
Symbiodinium pilosum is the source of this 438-nucleotide messenger RNA. Lineage: Eukaryota; Dinophyceae; Suessiales; Symbiodiniaceae. The record is from the annotation of a GenBank genome assembly.